UGUUAAAAUUUACUGAGGAGUUAAAAAUGGGAAUACAAAGGAAAGUAAUUUUACUAUUGACUUUGGUUAUACAACUGUCAAUACACUGCACUGCUGACAAGCCAUGCUGGAGCCAAAUAUUUGACCAGAACAAAUCAACAGUGUGUUUAUGUACGUCAGAAUAUUGUGAUGAGUUGAUCAGAGAUGAACCAUCGCUUGGAAACUACGUUGCGUACACUUCUUCCGAAGAUGGCUUGCGGUUCCAGAAAUCCACGAAAUCUCUUCAAACGUUUAAUUUUGAUAGUCAAGCCGCAACAUGCACGCUCUCCAACUACUGCUACCCAGCUCUGUAUUUGAACACCAGCCGCCUGUACCAGAAGGUAGAGGGCUUCGGAGGAGCAGUCACUGAUGCCGCCGCCAUCAACUGGCUUAGCUUGGAGAAUGAUACAUUGAGGCAGCACCUUAUUGAUGCGUACUUCAGCAGGCAAGGUCUGGAAUACAACAUGAUACGAGUGCCAAUUGGAGGAUCGGACUUCUCAACGCAUCCUUAUGCUUACAAUGAGUACCCAGAAGAUGAUGUGCAGCUCUCAAAUUAUACUUUGGCUCCAGAAGAUUACGAAUAUAAGCUGCCAAUGAUCAAAGCAGCAAUGGAAGCUGCACCAGGCUGCGUGCACGUGGUGGCCUCUCCCUGGUCUCCUCCCGCCUGGAUGAAGACCAACAACAACAUUACAGGCAUCAGUCGCCUCAAAAAGGAGUACUAUCAAACCUACGCUGACUACUAUUUGAAGUUCCUUCAGCUGUACGCCAAAGAAGGUGUCCAGGUGUGGGCCGUCACCACAACCAAUGAGCCCACGAAUGCGGUCCUUAGCGACACGCCGUUCAAUACCCUAGGCUGGACUGUGGUAGACCAGGCUGACUGGAUAGCGAAUAACCUAGGGCCGACUCUGCGAAAGUCGCAGUUCAACACAACCCUGAUCCUGGCAGUGGACGACAACCGCGACAAGAUUGUUGAUUACUUUAAUAUCUUGGCCUACACAAACCCACUAACUCUGCAGUACAUCGACGGGGUUGCCGUCCACUUCUAUUACAACAAGUUGGUCCCCCCAGAGAUGCUCACGUUCCCUUUAAAGAACCACCCAGACAUUUUCGUCAUUUCCACCGAGGCUUGUGCGGGAUUUUUACCAAAUGAAUACCCUAAAGUCGACUUGGGUUCUUGGUCCAAUGCUCAGCUGUACAUCCGGGAUAUCAUAGAGGAUUUAAACUACAACGUCACUGGCUGGAUAGACUGGAACCUCUGCCUGGACCAGCAAGGAGGUCCGAACUGGGCCAACAACUUCGUGGAUUCUCCCAUCAUCAUCGCCGACGAUAAGCAACAGUUCUUUAAGCAGCCGAUGUACUACGCUCUUGCGCAUUUCUCGAAAUUCAUACCAAGAGGUUCUAGAAGGAUCCAUGUACAGAGCUUGUGCAAGAAGAAUAUUGAGAACGUAUCUUUUUUGACACCGUUCAACACAAUUGUAACUGUUCUUCAUAAUAGCGGUGAAGCGACAAUGGUUGACCUGGUGACGUGUCACCGCCUAGCCUCCGUGGAGGUUAGGAGGAACUCCAUAACCACUGUGGAGUUUGUGAACGAGCCCUGCUAAUACAAAAUGUUUUAUGGAAGUGUAAAUAACGUGGAAUUUACUUUCAUA
This is a messenger RNA of Ostrinia furnacalis (Asian corn borer), 1667 nucleotides long. RefSeq names its product lysosomal acid glucosylceramidase-like. Gene Ontology annotation, molecular function: glucosylceramidase activity. The record is from RefSeq and is a predicted model, not a curated record. The transcript is spliced from 13 exons. Gene Ontology annotation, biological process: glucosylceramide catabolic process. Lineage: Eukaryota; Metazoa; Arthropoda; Insecta; Lepidoptera; Crambidae. Bases 27 to 1619 code for a protein of 530 amino acids.